This is a messenger RNA of Cucurbitaria berberidis CBS 394.84, 1756 nucleotides long. Its product is annotated as LuxS/MPP-like metallohydrolase. The record is from RefSeq and is a predicted model, not a curated record. Gene Ontology annotation, cellular component: mitochondrion. Gene Ontology annotation, molecular function: metal ion binding. The transcript is spliced from 4 exons. Bases 67 to 1449 code for a protein of 460 amino acids. NCBI's taxonomy places the organism in Eukaryota, Fungi, Ascomycota, Dothideomycetes, Pleosporales, Cucurbitariaceae.
ACACGCCUCCAUCCAUUGCCGCCCACCACCACCUCGCCAGCCCCCAGCCCGGCGCUCUUCACCCUAAUGCUCUCCCGCUCGACCGCCUGCCGGGGCGCGCAGCGUGCUGCCCUUGCCCGUCAGCAGGCCGCCCGCCAGACACAGCGCCGCGGACUCGCUGCCCCAGCUUCAGGCUCCUUCCAGUACCAGACGGGCGAGGCCAAGGGCGUCAAGUAUGCCAGCAGAGACUUUGCCGGCCCCACGACGACGCUGGCUCUGGUCGCAAAGGCUGGCACGCGCUUCCAGCCGCUGCCCGGCCUCACCGAGGGCCUUGCCAACUUCGCAUUCCGGGGCACCGAACGAAGGUCGACACUGCGCAUUGUCCGCGAAUCCGAGCUUCUAGGCGCCACCCUCAGCGCAUGGCACUCCCGCGAGAACCUGGUGCUCGAGGCCAAGUUCCUCCGCGAUGACCUCCCCUACUUUGUCGAGCUCCUCGGCGAGGUGGCCAGCUCCACCAAAUACCAGCCCCACGUCUACGGAGAGGAGGUCCUGCCUCUGAUCCACGCCGCCCACAAGCGCUUCCUCGCCAGCGUCAGCGACAUGGCCACCAACUCCGCCCACAGCCUCGCUUUCCACCGCGGACUCGGCUACCCCACUGCUUCCGCGUCGCCCACGCCCUACACCAAGUACCUCGACGCCCAGGCCAUCGAAUACUACUCCAAGAUUGCCUUCGCUAAGCCCAACUUCGCCGUUGUAGCCAACGGCGCUGACCACGGCGAGUUCUCAAAGUGGGUCGGCGAGUUCUUCGACAACGUCCCUGCCUCCGCCCUCGACGAGUCCAGCGCUGGUGCAGAUCAGACCAAGUACUACGGAGGCGAGGAGCGCAUUGCGCACGACGGUGGUAACGCCAUGGUCAUCGCCUUCCCCGGCUCCAGCUCCUUCACCGGCAAGUUCUACAAGCCUGAAAUCGCUGUUCUCGGUUCCCUCCUCGGUGGCCAGUCAGCCAUCAAGUGGUCGCCAGGCUUCACCAAGCUCGGCAAUGCCGCUGCUCCGGGUGCCAAGGUCACGACCACCAGCGCCAUCUACUCUGAUGCUGGUCUCCUCUACACCACCAUCACUGGCUCUGCGCAGGCUGUUGCCAGCACCGCCAAGGCUGCCGUCGAGGCGAUCAAGAAGAUCGCCGCUGGCGAGAUCUCGAGCGAAGAGAUCUCCAAGGCGAAGGCCACCGCCAAGUUCAAGGAGCUUGAGCACGGCCAGGAUACCCGUGCCGGUCUUGAGCUUACUGGCAACGGUCUUGUUCACAACACACAAGCGUACCAGAUUGAUGAGGUUGCCAAGGCCAUCGAUGGCGUCUCAGAGCAGGCUCUCAAGUCGGCUGCCAAGCAAUUACUCGAGGGCAACGCUACCGUAUCGGCUGUCGGUGAUCUAUUUGUACUGCCGUUCGCUGCUGAUUUGGGUCUCAAGGUGUAAAUACAGUGAUGUUGAAAGAUCUUUCGAUGGAAUCUCGUUAGGCUAGGGGCUUGUGUAACAUUAUCUUGUGAUAGUCCCAGAUAGACGUGCGCCAUAUUGCGAAUUCUUUUUGUUCAUCUACCGCUUGUAUGCCAUUGAGGAACCUUCCCAAAUUAUACUGUCGCAUCCCUUGUCCGAGAGAAGACAUACGCCUACACAGAGCUGACAGGUGCUUUGAUUACUUUGCCAAACUCAAGUGUGCUCUCUAAAUACCAACGUAAACAAUCAGCUACCCUUCAGAUUCUGUCUCCCUUUACUUAGACAGCAG